Molecule: messenger RNA, 201 nt
Organism: Cylicocyclus nassatus
Lineage: Eukaryota; Metazoa; Nematoda; Chromadorea; Rhabditida; Strongylidae
Source: the annotation of a GenBank genome assembly
AUGCAAGAAACACCUCUGGUCGUCCUUAAGCUGUUCAAAGCUCAGCCAGCGGGACGGGACAGCCCAGAUCGAGGUUUGUGGAGAGUGAUAAGAAUAGCAACGACUGGCGCUAACGCCAUGGAAUAUACAGCACCGAAAGCGUACAUGAAGUUGAAUUGCGAAUAUGAUACGGAGAGAAUCAGUAGCGAUCUCAAUCGAUAA